Anopheles arabiensis is the source of this 7268-nucleotide messenger RNA. RefSeq lists its product as uncharacterized. The record is from RefSeq and is a predicted model, not a curated record. The transcript is spliced from 5 exons. Gene Ontology annotation, cellular component: nucleus. Gene Ontology annotation, molecular function: RNA polymerase II cis-regulatory region sequence-specific DNA binding; DNA-binding transcription factor activity, RNA polymerase II-specific. The coding region runs from base 995 to 5824 and encodes 1609 amino acids. Lineage: Eukaryota; Metazoa; Arthropoda; Insecta; Diptera; Culicidae. Gene Ontology annotation, biological process: regulation of transcription by RNA polymerase II.
CUCUCAGCCUUUGCCUGCGAGUGGUUUAGUAAUGAAAAAUCCGCGAAACAGCACGCAGGCGGCCCUCUCACGCGCGAUUCCCACAUCGUUUUUCGUUGUUUUCUCGUCGCGGUCGUCGUGUGGCCGUGUCUGUCGGUUGCGCGUGCUGUCGGUCGUUUUGCGUGCCCGUGCGUGAGUGCAUUUUUGGUACCGCGCUGUCGUUGCGUCGUCGCGCGUGUUCCGUUCGAAAAUUGUUGCGCUUCUUUGCGUGAAAAUUGAUUGCCUUGAGGUGUGUGUGUUUUUUGUUGUUGUGCAUUCUUUUAUCAAGAAAAGCAGAGGAUUACAAACCCACCCCCCAGUAAAAUCAGUGCAGCGGUUAAGUGAACAAUUAUUGUUGUGUUUUGGUUUCCUCAUCACACAUCAACACCGCAUCCAAAAAACACCCCCACACGCACUAUGUGACAACAGCAUCAGUAAUUAUCAAACAAGUGCUUGUGUUUUCAUGCAAAACCGGCUGUUGUGAUCGCCUCCAAAUAUCACCAGCAAAACAUAGUAAAUAGUGAAGCUUCAGUGAAGGAAUUGCGCUAGUGUCAGCAAAUGCGAAUUUAACAAAAAUCAAUUAAAACACAAUGAUUUAGUGCAAACAAAACAAAAAAAAAAAAAGAAAGGAAAACGGAAGCCGAAGCAGCAGUGAUGGAAUUUCAGUUUCUGUUUUAAACCUUCCGGAACCUUACAAGCUGCCGUGGUGUGGAAAAGCGUGUGCGUUCAAACCAAACCAGUGAACAAAGAAAGCAAGAAAGAAAUUUUGAUUUUAUUUUCAAAAGAGAAUAUACAGUGCAAAGUGCAACAAAAGUGCAUCCGAUUGUACCCACACACACACACACACAUACACAUAUGGUUUUGAUGGCAGGUGGCAGUGCCAGUUGGUGUGCCAGUGAGUAGAAGAAAUCGACCGGGAAAAAGGAACGCAGCAGCAACGCCAACGGCAACGGCAGCAGCAGCAGCAUCAAAAGCAAUGAUUCAGGUCGAUCCGGUUGGAUAUCCGUCAAAUGUGAAAGAUGAGUCCAGCGCAGAUGAAGAUAUGAAGGAGAAUGGUUGUACAGAUAACGAGCACACAAUCGCGAAACCGUCGGUGCAAUUGUUAGCGAAGAUGUCGGAGGAAUUUGCCGAAAAGGCGGCCGCGGCGGCCCGGCUCGGCGACCAUCAUCUGCAUCAUCCGCACUAUCAAUCGGCGGCGACGACGGCGACCGGACGCCAUCAGCCGCAGGAUCGAUCCGAUGCCCUCAACGAGGCGGACAAUUUAAGCGAGGACGAACACAAUGAGGACGACGACGAGAUGGCCGACGGGCGGCGCAGCUCCAAUGCGACGCUAGCGGCCAGUGCAGCCGCGCCUGUGAACGAUCGUGCCAGCAGCGACCGCGAGGAGUCGGCUGGAGGGGAGGAGAAGCCGACGGCCGGUGAUUGUGCCACCGGUCGAAGCAGCCCCCGUUCGCCCAUCUCGCUGGUGGGGCGCGUGAGCGUGAACGAAGGGCUCGGUUCGAUGCUGGCCGGCGGCGAUCAUCAUCGCGACGAGCCGGCGAGCAUUGCAGCGGCCGCCGCAGCAGCCGCCCUCGGUGGACCGGCGGCAGCGGCCGCCCUGGCAGCGGCAGCAGCAGCCGCCGCAGCAGCCGCCAAAAACUCCGCCAACCCUGCCGCCCUCGGUGGACCGCUGUCGGCGGGUGACUUUAAUCCGGCCGCCGCGUUCGGCUUCCCACCGGCACCGCCGCACGGGCCGGCGCCGGGCAUGUCGAUACAGGCGUUCCAGAACGCGAUCGCUCAGUUCACGGCGAACGCGCUGGCGAACAACAUGGACAACGAUACGGUGGUGAAGAAUCUGGCCAUCCUGCAGUCGGCGCUGUUUACGCUGCAGCAGCAACAGUUUCUGCAGUUUCAGCUCAUCCAGCAUCUGCAGUCGCAGCUGGUGAAGAAGCAGGCGGAGAAGGACGAGCUCGGGGCGAGCGGUGGUCCGCUCGCCGGGUUGGCCGGGCUCGGUGCGGGGCUGGCCGGAUCGGUGGCCGGGGUGGACAGUGCAACGAUCGGUUUCCUCAACAACAACAACAACAAUCACAGCCAGCACAAUCACAACAAGCAGCAGCAGCAUCACACGGGAGGAAGUGGUGGUGGCAGUGGCAACAGUAACGGUAGCAGUCGACACCACCAGCACCAUCAUCAGCAGUCCCAGGGUGUUAAGAAUGAGCCGCAGGAUCUGCGGAAAUCGUCCCACAGCUCGGUGGCUGGGGAUGGGGACGAGGAGGAGGAGGUGGAGGAGGAAGGCAUUGAGGAUGCGUUCAGCAAGAGCUACCAGAUGGCGAACAUGAUGGCGGCGGCUGCGGCCGCGGCGAACAAAUCGCACGUCCCACCGCACGUCAGCGAGCUGCUGCGGCCUUCGAUCCAUCCCGUACCGGAAGAGGAACUAAGAAAACCGAAACCAUCCGACUCCGCCGGAAGUAUGUUCGGGCUCGGUGCGUCCGACAAGCGGCACUCCUCCAGCGAACAGUCCACCCACGGACAAUCGAGUACAGUCCCGAGCUCCCUCGGAACCUCCAGCUCAUCUGCCUCCACCACACAAUCGCUCGCAUCGACCAGUGCAGCCUCCGCCGGCCGCUCGGAGAAAGAUGAAAUCCUCCCCUACCACCAAGAGCACCCCGGCUCAACCGGGAGCUUUUCAUCGCUCGCCGCCAACAUCAUCACCGACCAUGCGCCCUCCAUGCUCGGUGAACCGAACUCGCUCGCGAUGCUCGAAAAGAAAGCCCAGGAAGUGCUAAACUCCGCCUCCCAGGGCAUCCUCUCGAACAACCUGCUCGAUGAGCUGGCCUUCGCGAACGACAAAUCCUCCCCAAAUGGGCGCAACGAUGCGGCCCUGUUCAAGCACCGCUGCCGGUACUGUGGCAAAAUCUUUGGCUCCGACUCGUCCCUCCAGAUCCACAUCCGAUCGCACACGGGCGAACGGCCCUACAAGUGUAACGUGUGUGGCAGCCGGUUCACGACCAAGGGCAACCUGAAGGUACACUUCCAGCGCCACUCGGACAAGUACCCGCACAUCCCGAUGAACCCGAACCCGGUACCGGAGCAUCUGGACAAGUACUUCCCACCGCUUAUCCCGCAGGAAGCGCUCAAGGAGCAGCAGCAGCAGCAGCAACAGCAGCAGCAACAACAGCAACCUCCAGGCCAGUCGCCAGCGCCACCUCCAGCCAUGCCUGGUGGAGCCGGUCCCGCCGGUCCUGCUGGGCCUGCCGGGUUCCCGGGCGUGGUAGACGGUCGUGGUGCACCACCGGGCUUUCCACCGCGUAGCUUCUUCCCCGACUUUUACAUCCCUCGGCCACCGCAGCUGCAGGAAUUGUUUGGAGCGGCUGCGGCGGCCGCAGCAGCCGCGAAUGAUGCUAGCGCCCGCAAUCCUGUGGAUCUGUCACAGAUGAAGAAACCAGUCGAACCACCACCAGCGCCACCACGGGAGCAAACGCCCGAACUCCGGAGCAUGCACUCACCCGACCUCUCGAACGAUGGACCGGCCCAAGGGACAAAGAUCAAGCAGGAACCGAUGGAGGAGUCGUUGGAUCUUUCCGACAAGUCCACGAAGGUGACGGGAGGAUCGGGACGAUCUACUAGCACACCGAUCCAGCAUCAUCAUCAUCGGGAUAUGGACGAGUCGAAGGAUGGUUCGAAGGAAGAUCAUCCAAUGUUGGAUCAUUCGGAUCAUCUGAAGGAGCACGAUAAUGGAGGAGCACUAGGAGCCGGCGCUCUGAGUGCCCUCAAUAGCUCCACAAGCGAAAAAGAGUUCCCACUGAAGCUGAAGAACAACUCGAUCGAGAACUUGGCAACUGUGCCGUCAGUAUCUCCCCCAUCUAGCUCCUCAUCCGGCUCGCUCUAUCAGGACACCGUACUGGACCCUUCGUUCUACGCCGCUCAUCUCCCUCGUCCGGACAGCAACGACAGCUCGUGGGAGAACUUUAUCGAGAUCUCCUCGGAAACGUCAAAGCUGCAGGAGCUGGUGGACAACAUCGAGAACAAAACGUCCGAACCGAACCAGUGUCUCGUGUGCAAGAAGGUGUUGUCCUGUCGCAGUGCUCUCCAGAUGCACUACCGGGUGCAUACGGGCGAGCGACCGUUCCGCUGCAAGAUCUGUGGCCGAUCGUUCACGACGAAGGGCAAUCUGAAGACGCACAUGAGCGUGCACCGGAUAAAGCCACCGAUGCGCACGCUGCACCAGUGUCCCGUGUGUCAUCAGAAGUUCUCCAACAUCUUCGUGCUGCAGCAGCACAUACGGUUGCACACGGGGGAGAUGACGGAUCUGACGCCGGAUCAGAUUAAAGCGGCUGAGAUUAAGGACUACGAGGGUGGAGUGCAUCCACCACCGCCCCAUCCGGAUGCGUUACGGUUGAACCCGUUCGGGAUGCGGCUAGCUAGUGAGUUCCAUCAGCAGCAGGCACAUCUUGCUCAGCAACAGCAGCAGCAGCAGCAGCAGCAACAGCUACAGCAGCAACAGCAACAACAUCACCACCAGCAGCAACAGAACAAACGAUCGCUCGAGCACUCGGACGAGGAGAAUGACAGCGAGAACGGAGCACGACCAUCAUCCGUCGAUCGGGGCGUCACCCCGAUCGGCAAGCUGCCGAAGGUUCCCAUCCACGAGAAACUCAAGGUGAAAACGGGACUCACCUCGCCGGCACUCGAAAGCCAGGUGGAGGAUCUGCGCACGAUGAACCUGCAGCGGCUCUCGAUGCGAUCGCUGCCACCCGCCGAUGAUUCGUUCUCGCGCGAUUCCUCCUCGGCCAGCCCAACCAUCGCCAGCGCCAACAUGUCCACCGGCUCGGACGCAAAACGGUUACGCUCUUCCAGCCCGCCCAGCAACUCCUCCCCAUCCAUGCACGGAUCGCGCCGUUCGCCCAUUUCAACCCCGCCGACGGUUGGUGGGGCGGAACAGGCGAGUGCUGCCGGGCGGGCCGCGGCUGCCGCGGCCGCCGCCGUUGCCUUCCCGUACGGGCCACCGUUCCUCGGUAUGCCCCAGUUCCCGCCCUUCAUCAAUCGGCCCCCAUUCCUGGGGAAUGUGCCGAUCGUGCCGCCCGGGUCCAGCAUGCCACCGUUCGGGCUGUUCGGCGUUCGUGGAAACACAACAACUUGUAAUAUUUGCUUUAAAACUUUCGCCUGUAAUUCCGCACUCGAAAUUCAUUACCGAAGCCAUACGAAGGAGCGCCCAUUCAAAUGUUCAAUCUGCGAUCGAGGAUUCUCUACCAAGGGAAAUAUGAAGCAGCACAUGCUCACACACAAAAUCCGUGAUAUGUUCGGCAGCUCGGGUGGCAAUUCCGGGGAUGAGUCACGCACUCAAACCCCACCCCAGGACAACCAUUCGCAGUCGUCGAACGGUUCGGAAUCGCAUCACCACAAUCACCAUCAGCAGCAGGACGGUGGUGCGCAGGACUUUUCAUCGUCCGGCGGUGGUAACGGUGGUGGUGGCGGUGGUUCUCAUCAUUACGGUGGCAACCGUGAGCGGUCGAAAUCUGCCGGCUGCUACGACGAUGGACCGUCCAAACCGACGAUGGAUCUGGGCGAACAUGGUGCGCAGGUAGAGAACGAGAACGGUUCCAGCAGCCGGGCCUCGUGCGCCUCGGACCGGGGCAGCUCGCCAACGCCGCUGAUGGCGGGCAGUGCGGCCGCGGUGGCAGCAGCUGCUGCGGCCCAUGCCGCUGCUGCGGCCGCCGCUGCCUCCAACAACAACUACAGCGAGUACGGCAUGGGUAAGGAGGUGACCGAUCUGAAGAACUGGUGCCAGAAGCUGAAGGAAAUGCCGGAAAACAUUGCCGCGAGUUGAUAAUGUGCGCUGGUAGUUUCGGCCGCUUCCGGGCGGCGUGAGGCGGACGCUUGAUACAACACAACACCGGAACAUGGAGAUACGACACUAACACACACACACAGACAGACACACAAACAUGAAUCGAAUUUCUUUCUACCAAAGCUGAAAGCUGACAAAAAAAGGUGAAUCAAGAUGAGCGGCUGCUGGGGAUUUGAGGCAACAAACAGAACAAAAUAAUCAAAACACACGACACGAAUGUGGGGAAGGGAGAUGGAUGGAUGGAUGGAUGAGAGGGAGAUGAAAUCGCUGUGUUACAUAUCAAGAAAUGCUUUCCCGUGUGUUUUGUUUAACCAUUCACCUUAGUUUCCUCACUGCUCCAUGCAUAGAGAACUUCGUUUUGUAAAUAGCUAAAAAGCGAGGGAGCGAGGAAAAUUUGUGUAACUUCACUUAAAACACAUAUAAUACUGUGAAGUUGAAACGUCCUCAAAGUUUGAAUUAAAAAUGAAUGAAUAACAAAAAUGUUAUUUAAGUGGAUAAAAAAAACAAAAGAGAUGUGUUAGUUAAAAUCACACAAAACAGAAGUAAAACAAAAAAAAAAAACAAAGGAACACUAAAAAAACAGAAAAAAAAUCGAACAAAAAAUAUAAAACAACAUCCCCCCAUCUCCCCACAAUCUAUAAUCACUGUAUGUGAGUGAAUGUGAGUGUGUAUCAAUGUGUAAGUGUAUGUAAAUGUACAAUGUAUCGUAGAAAUGGCAAAAAGUAGUUCAAACGCUCCAAUUAAGUUGGAGGAAAAUGUGCAACAAGUGGGCAAAUGCGACUGGAAAUCGUAGUGAACAAAAUCAAAGUAAGCUCUGAGCGAUAGCAAAAAAAAGAAAGAAAUAGUGUAUGAAAGAGAAAGGCCGAGAGAAAGCAUGUUUGGUGAUGCAAAAAGGCUAGAAGAAAGGGAGAGAAAGAGCAAGAAAGCGUUUUGUUUGAAUGAACACACAAAACGUGCAUAUUAUCAAAGACAAGAAUGAAAAAAACCCUUAUAUGUAGCAUUAAGUUUUAGGUGUGUGUUUGUGUGCGUGUAUGUGUGUAUACAUAGAGCUGCGACAGCAAACUAUGAAGAGAAUAGACAAACAAGAGAAAAAGAAAAAUCAUUAAAAAAAAACAUAGGAACUGUAAGGAAGGAAGGAAGGAAACCAAACAAUCUGAACAUUAGAGCAGAAGAGGUAGUAGAACAGCAGCGAGCGAGCGAACGUGUUUCAAAUCAAAUCAAACGAAUCAAGUGCGCGAAGAGUGAAUGAACGAAUUUUGCUUUUAUGACCGAUGUUGUAGCUACUUUAUUCACGAACAAACACUGUGUUAUAAUCAUAAAAUGAGUAAACACAAGGCGUAUAUUACAAAAAAAAACACACACACACAUAUAAAACAUAAACACACCCACGAUACAGAUGCAAAAAGAAAGAAUGAAAAAAAAA